Messenger RNA from Trichosporon asahii var. asahii CBS 2479, 1179 nucleotides. Its product is annotated as aldo-keto reductase. Gene Ontology annotation, molecular function: aldose reductase (NADPH) activity. The record is from RefSeq and is a predicted model, not a curated record. The transcript is spliced from 4 exons. Gene Ontology annotation, cellular component: cytosol. NCBI's taxonomy places the organism in Eukaryota, Fungi, Basidiomycota, Tremellomycetes, Trichosporonales, Trichosporonaceae. The coding region runs from base 1 to 1179 and encodes 392 amino acids.
AUGGCCAACGACGUCCCCACCUCGUUCAAACUCAACACGGGCGCGUCCAUUCCUGCCGUCGGGCUGGGAACUGGAAGUCGGAGCCGGGCAAGGUUGCUGCUGCACAUCCAGAACGAGCAUCCAGAACAAAGGACACUGGCCGGCAUGUCACAGAAGGCAGAGAAUGCCGAGGAUGCAUCCGGCCACAACACCCCCCACACCAUCCCUCACCCCCCGACGAGUUUGGCUGACGUGAAGCGUCUCGCAUGCUCUCAAGAACGGAUACCGAUCUUUGGACUGCGCGCUCGUGUAUGUCGGUCCGGGUGGAACAGAGUAGAUGGAUGGAGUGGUUUCAAACUGGGUGGUUGGGAUUGGGAUUGCAACGAGAACGAGGUCGGCCAGGGCAUCAAGGACUCUGGCGUCCCGCGCAAGGACAUCUUCCUGACCUCAAAGCUGUGGUGCACGUACCACGACCGCGUCGAGGAGUGUCUCGAGAAGACGCUCGCCGCCCUGCAGACAGACUACCUGGACCUGUACCUGGUGCACUGGCCGGUGCGCACGGUGGAGAACGGGACGAACGAGAUGUUCCCCGUCAAGGAGGACGGGAGCCGCAACAUCGAUCGCCAGUGGGACCAGGCGGACACGUGGCGCGCGAUGGAGAAGGUGCUCGCGAGUGGCAAGGUCAAGGCGAUUGGUGUGUCCAACUUUUCCAAGCUGUACCUCGAGCGCCUGAGCAAGACGUGGAAGACGGUCCCCGCCGUCAACCAGGUCGAGCUCCACCCCUACAACCCGCAGCACGGGCUCAAGGCCUACUGUGACGAGAAGGGCAUCGUGCUCGAGGCGUACUCGCCCCUCGGAUCGAAUGACUCGCCGCUGCACGAGGACCCCGUCGUGCAGGCCGUGGCGAAGAAACACGACGUGUCCCCCGCCACGGUCCUGAUCAGCUACCAGGUGAACCGCGGCGUCGUCGUGCUCCCCAAGUCGGUCACGCCGUCGCGCAUCGACGCCAACGCCAAGGUCAUCAAGCUCGACGCCGACGACAUGAAGCAGCUCGACGGCCUCGCCGCCGACGGCAAGCAGAGGCGCUUCGUCUCGCCCCCCUGGGGCACCGACUUUGGGUACGACGACUGGUUUGGCCCGGACAACAAGGACGCGCCAGAGGGCACCGUGUUUGAGAGCCGGGGGGAGACUUUUGCGUAA